This is a messenger RNA of Pochonia chlamydosporia 170, 1677 nucleotides long. Its product is annotated as Forkhead-associated. NCBI's taxonomy places the organism in Eukaryota, Fungi, Ascomycota, Sordariomycetes, Hypocreales, Clavicipitaceae. The transcript is spliced from 2 exons. The record is from RefSeq and is a predicted model, not a curated record. Bases 1 to 1677 code for a protein of 558 amino acids. Gene Ontology annotation, molecular function: protein binding.
AUGGACUCGUCACCGCCGCGGACUGCUGUACCUGCGGCCAACGAGCCCACACUUCCACCUACAACAUCUGGUGCCGCUUCUCGUUCUUCAUCUUCAACUUUGGCUGGAACAAAACGGCCUGCACCUUCUUUGCUGCCUCCAUUUGAGCCUCUCUCUUCCUCACCAGCUCUGCCGCGUCCAUUGAAACGCCAACACACGGGAAAUGCACAGCUCAAGUAUCCCACGCCUGUGCCCACCUCGAGCACGGGCAUCCUGUCAAGCUCGCCGCCUCGUCGACCUGGUUUCGCCCGCACAACUUCUGAACGCGCACCUCUGUCGGCUGUGCCAGCUGUCGAGCUCCCUGAGAACGGAGAAAUUGUAGCCAUGGGCCGCUCUUCCAACUCGUCCCAGUUUCAACUUUCUGCUAACCGCCUGGUGUCGCGUGUGCACGUUAAAGCGCGUUAUAUCCCUGCUCCAAGCCCUCUGGAGACCAACAAGAUUGAGAUUAUCUGCAACGGGUGGAAUGGCCUGAAACUGCAUUGCCAGGGUCGAACGUGGGAGCUGUUCAAGGGCGACAGCUUUACCAGUGAGACGGAGGGUACUGAUCUCAUGGUCGAUGUUUUGGAUGCUCGUGUCAUGAUUCAAUGGCCCAAACGUGGAGGAGUUGUUGCCUCUGAGAACUUGGCAAACUUGUCUGAUUCAAGCUGGGAUGAUUCCCCUCCACGCCCACAGGUGCGAGGAAACUCGUUGUUGCAGUCGUCUCCUCUGCGAAGGACCACACGCAUCACCUCGCCGGAAAGCCCGACUCCCAUCGGCAGUUUGUCGAGCUCUCAGCGACUUCAGGCUUUGCUUCCAGGUGCUAUUGGUCGCGACGAGGGCAUUCAAAUCUACGAGGACGAGCCAGAGCUACCUGAGCCCAAGGGUGACACUCUUGACGUCGGCGUUAGUAUGCGGACUGAUGCCACGGUCAGUUUCUCCAGCGAGCUAAGUGAUCCGGAGGACGAGCAUGAUCCUGAUGAGGAAAACGACCCCAUUGUUCACUCGUUCGGUCCCUUUGGCGCCAACAUCGCUGGCAGACUGGCUUCCAUAUCGACACAGUCUCCUAAACAGCCUAAACCUCUUCAUCGACGGCCUCACAAUGUUUCUUCCACUGAGACGCUGAGCUCAACCGAGACUCCCUCCAUUCCGUCAUCGCCCAUCAAGAAGCGUGUUCUUGACUAUAAGCCUACACCCACAAAGAUCUUUGCUUCAGUCAAUGAGCCGCAUGAUAUUCCAUCGUCACCACCUGUGGCAUCCGUACCAUAUCAGCCCGAUGUUGUCAAAGAUGAUACUCCUACGCCCUCCAUCGAAGUCGACCCUGCUGUCACCAACCAUGUCGUGAACCAGCUUGCCUUUUCGCGUCUUUCAUCAACACCCCUAUCCACAAUCAUGCAAAACCUACCUUCAGAGCAAAAGACCGGCCUCACCAAGGAGGUCCUUCGCUCCAGCAUCGAAGCCACCCGCUGCAUCGGCAUAAUCAAGCGUCAGGGCAAAGACGCCGCCGGAAAAGCCCUCGAAAGUGAAUAUUAUUACGUACCCGAACAGGACGACGACGAGCAGCGUCGCGCAGCCGUUGUCGACGGUCUCCGCAAGCCUAGUCUCCGUAACUGCAGAAAGCAGCACAAGCAAUAUUAUUGGAAGCGUCCCAAGACGCCGUAA